Messenger RNA from Neohortaea acidophila, 892 nucleotides. RefSeq lists its product as uncharacterized. Lineage: Eukaryota; Fungi; Ascomycota; Dothideomycetes; Mycosphaerellales; Teratosphaeriaceae. Gene Ontology annotation, cellular component: kinetochore. Gene Ontology annotation, biological process: kinetochore assembly; protein localization to kinetochore; attachment of mitotic spindle microtubules to kinetochore. The record is from RefSeq and is a predicted model, not a curated record. The coding region runs from base 59 to 892 and encodes 277 amino acids. The transcript is spliced from 2 exons.
CCUCGCCAUCGACGAGACAUACGAACGAUCGUCCCCACUUCCUUCAAAUACAAUUAUAAUGGACGCACAAAGCGCCUUACAAGCACUCCACGCCCACCGCUCCCUCUCCAUCCUCACCCUUGCGCAGCCCUUCUUGAACGAAGCCCCAACAACCACAGCCAGCGCCACCAAUCGAGACUCCAACGCUUCCUCGACCGAAGCCGGGCGCGAUGGCGCGACACCCACCAUCCUUGCCGCCGAUCUAGCACACUACCAAGAGCUCUUCUCCAAACUGCGCUUCUCGUACGUGGAACAAGUGACCAAGGAAAGAUUUCUACGCGCCAUCACCGCCGAGCAGCCCGAGUUUGUAGAUGCGAGCGAAAAUGCAGAGUUGGCGGAGAAGUUGACGAGUGACAAGGCGGCGCUGAAGGAGCGGAAGACAGAGGUGCGCGAACUGGUCAAGGAGCUGGAAGCGCAAGGACGGCAGCUGGCUGCACGUUAUGAGAAUAUUCGGCUACAAACGAUUCAGUUGGAAAGCUUGCCAACCUCCAUCACGAACCUGGAAUCCACAGUUCAGCAUCUCCAGCAAUCACAGAUGCCCAAAUCCACCAAUCCCCUCCUCGCAAUGCCCCUCCAACCUACCCUCGAUCUCCUUUCUCAGCGCAAUGAUCAGCUGUCCGCUAUCGACCGGCAGAUCGAGGCUCUUCGGGAAGUCCUACCACACAAGCAGAUUGAAGUCAUGGCGCUGCAAGACGAGGUGUCCAUUCUGAAUGCGAAGAAGAUCAAAGCUGUGGAGGCGGCCAAGGAGGCGAGGAGGCGGAGAGAAAAUGGCGGGAUGGGAGACGAGCUCGAGGAGCGUGGAAGGUGGUUGAGGGGUGUCGACAGUUCGUUGCGCUCGAUGCUGGAAGUCUGA